AUGGUCCGUAAAUUAAAGCAUCAUGAAAAGAAACUCCUCCGAAAAGUCGACCUCUACACAUACAAAUCCGACAACAACCACCGCGAAACCACCAUCCGCCAACGCUACCACCUCCAAGACCCACUAGACUACAGAAAAUAUAAUGCCCUUUGUGGCUCCCUCCGCCAACUUGCCCACAAGCUCUCCGCCAUGGACCCAGAGUCGCCUUUCCGCAAGGAGAUCGAGAGCCAGAUGCUCGAGAAACUAUGGUCGGUGGGGAUAUUAAAACAGAGCCGCGAGCAAGGCGCGGGCUUGAGCAAAGUGGAAAACGACGUCACCGUGAGCGCAUUCGCGAGACGGAGACUGGGGGUUGUCAUGACGAGGAAUGGAAUGGUGCAGCAUGUGUCGGCGGCCGUCAAGUUUAUUGAACAAGGCCACGUACGAGUAGGUACAGACGUCGUAACCGACCCAGCAUUCCUGGUCACAAGGAACAUGGAGGAUUUUAUUACAUGGGUCGAUUCGAGCAAGAUAAAACGGAAUAUUCUACAAUAUCGGGAGAAGAUGGACGAUUUCGACCUUUUAUAA
This is a messenger RNA of Ophidiomyces ophidiicola, 564 nucleotides long. It is a transcript of the gene imp3, whose product is annotated as U3 small nucleolar ribonucleoprotein imp3. The transcript is spliced from 3 exons. Gene Ontology annotation, cellular component: small ribosomal subunit; Mpp10 complex; small-subunit processome. The coding region runs from base 1 to 564 and encodes 187 amino acids. NCBI's taxonomy places the organism in Eukaryota, Fungi, Ascomycota, Eurotiomycetes, Onygenales, Onygenaceae. Gene Ontology annotation, biological process: rRNA processing. The record is from RefSeq and is a predicted model, not a curated record. Gene Ontology annotation, molecular function: rRNA binding; snoRNA binding; structural constituent of ribosome.